UUCAUUUUCAAUCUCAAGAAGUCAUUUCCCAAAGAUUCAUUCGUAUAAAUCGUACAAACAGUAAAGUAAUUGUCAGGAAGAUUUGAAAUAACAGAGGACGAACGACAUCUAAAUUCCUAAGCGUCCGUAGUAACGGGUGAAACAUCAAUGAAACAACAUCAUCUUCAAAAAUUUAAAACUUCAUUACGGCGUAUAAUUUAAUAAAAGUGAAUAUCCCUUGAAUCUCUUCCAUACACAGGAUGAAACAAAGUUGUUUCUUUUCGUUGCUCAUUAUUGCUGCUUUAAGAUCGUGUUUAGUGGCUGGGACAAUCUCAUUCAAAACAAGACGGGUUGAAGUUAAAGAAAUUCGUUUUAAAAUAGUCUUCUUAACUGUUCAAAGAAUUGGAGCGAUUAAUUCCAAUAUCAGCUUCAGUUGCACGAUUCGAAACUUCACCGACGACUUUUAUAGUGAAGGUGGAACUGGAACUGGAGCGAUCGCUGCUGGUCAAACUGCCGGAACUUGUCAAUUUUUUGUUAAAGAUGAUACACAACCGGAGGGAAACGAGAUUUUUCCCGUUGAACUGCGUUCACCAGCAGGCCGACUGAAUUCUGCAGUAUUGGACGUUGCCUACAUUGUGAUCACCAGUAAUGAUGAUGGAAAUGGUAUUGUGGGGUUUGACGUGCCAAAUGGUUUCAGUAUUCACGAACCGCGCACAGACGGUGAUGUUCAAAAACUGCCGAUCAGAAGAAGCGUUGCAGCCUUCGGACGGGUCACAGUGAUGUGGAGAGUUAUUACUGCCGCUGCAAGCAAGGACAUUAACACAACUUCUGGUACGGUUGUAUUUCGUGAUGGAGAGGCAGUCAAAGAUCUGGAGUUUUCUGUUCGUCCCGACCUAUUGAUUGAAAGAGAUGAAGAUUUUGAAUUUGAGUUGACAAAUAUCACCGGCGGUGCUCGGCUCAAUAGCAGUCUUUCCAAAGUUCUUGUGAGGAUAUUAGCCAAUGAUAUUCCCGUACGGUUUGCUGUGAGUCACGUCAUCGUGCCUGAAAACCAAACCGUUGUGACUUUGUGGGUUUACAGAGGCCUUGAUGCGAAUGGUUUCAACCUUGCUCAGGUUUCAUUGGAUCGUACCAGUACUGUAGCAUGGUAUCUUAAAUCCGAUGGUGCCUUGGGCAACCAGGACUUUCACCAAACUAGCGGCACUCUUGUAUUUGGUAAAGAUGAGACACGAAAGUCCAUCGGUGUUCGUAUAAUAGAUGAUACCAUUCCAGAAAAUUCUGAGAAUUUCACAGUUCAUCUAACUAACCUAAGUGCGGAUAUUAGUCUGGUAUCACCAUCAGUAAGUACCAUACAGAUCUUGCACAGUGAUGACCAUGUUGGGGUGUUUGGUUUAUCUGGGGAUGGUAAUAUCACCGUCGGUGAAGAUGAUGGUAGUAAUGUGGUUGAUGUUACCAUCAACCGAACAGCUGGUGCCUAUGGUACAGUGGAUGUGAUGUGGUUGGUGGAGUCCUCCCAUAGUAACCUGUCAACUCAAAUUUCGCCAUUGAAUGGUACUGUCACAUUUGGCGAGGGUGAACGGGAAAAAGUAGUGAGAAUUACCAUAAUGAAAGACAUGGUACCAGAGGAGGCAUUUUGGUUUGUGGUAGUGCUUGCUGCGGUCAGCGGCGGUAGAGUGACAAACGAUCCUUUGGGGAGAUCAAAAAGAGUUAUCGUGAGGGAUAGCGAUGACGUUUAUGGUGUAUUUGAAUUCUCAAAUGAUACACAUCAAACACUCAGUUUGACAAGCAGCCCUCGGAUGCUUAACUUCGCAGUUUUAAGAAAAGGCGGAAACUAUGGGGUGGUGACAGUUGGGUACCUGGUGAAGUACUUUGCCGCUGAUGGUACAGACCAUACAACCAGUAUUGGUAUUAAAACGUCUGGGUCAAUUUCCUUCUCGUCUGGUCAAGCCAGUGCAUCAGUUGGCUUAAGCAUCCCUACAGGAGGAUUCAUUCGUGCUAAUUCUGUAUUUAGAAUUACAUUGAUCUCACUGAGUCUUGUACAGCCAGCAAAGACUCUCGUACCGCCGUCUACACCUCGUUUUGGUCCCCGCUCCGUCAUGAACCUCACCGUCCACCCGCAAUAUGCUGACGGUGAGAUUAGGUUUGAUAAAACAAGCGUUACUGUGACCGAGCCAGAGGAUGGUCAGACCAAAAGAAUUGAUCUGGAAGUUCGACGUGAUGGAACUUUAAACCAAGCGAGUCUCCGAUGGAGUGUUGUUGGCGUGACGACAAGCAAUGAUUUGACACCAACCAGCGGGAACUUGUUUUUUGGAAAAGGUGUUAGCUCUCGCAAUAUUACCAUUGAUAUUCUUCCUGAUACCUUACCUGAGUUGGAUGAACGUUUCACCAUUCGACUUCACAAUGUUUCUGAAGCGAAGUUGCAAGCUGGAGCGUCCGAGUUGAUUUUGACCAUCGAGAGAAAUGACAAUGCUGGCGGAGUAUUUCAAUUUGACAAUAAAAUAGAGUCGAUCAUUCUUUCUGAGACAGACAGUAAAUUUGCAGUCACUGUUCUUCGAAUUGGAGGCGAUUUAGAAGAACGUUGGGUCAAAGUCACGACAAACAAUAGAAUGAAAGACUUCGUUGCAGGAGAAGCUCAUAUGAUCUUUGGUGUAAACGUAAGAAAAAUGUCUGGGACAUUUUAUAUCAACGAUGACAACGUUCCUGAGACAAACGAGACUUUCACAUUCAAGCUUGUUCCGUUUGGUCCUGCCGAUUCGCAGGGUGUUUUGGGUAGUCCCACCGAAUUCAAUGUCACAAUUUUAGCGAACGAUGAUCCUCAUGGGGUUAUGGUGUUUGCCAACACAUCACAGACCAUAGUUGAAAGCAAAGGUGGCCAAAAUUUCGCAAGUUUUGUUAUUGAGCGUCGACGGGGAUUGUUCGGUGAUGUCGUUGUGACAUGGAACAUCACUUCGGAAGCCGAUACGAUAUUGGAUGUUUCGCCGACGUUUGGAAACGUCCGCUUUAGCGAAAAUGAACAGUUCAAGAUUAUAAGAAUCUCCUCUUUGGAAGAUAACAUCCCAGAACUUGAUGAGAACUUCACUAUCACCUUGAUCAACACAGAAGGUGGCGCGAAAAUUGGCGAGCCACACCAAGCUCAACUCACAAUCCUAAGAAAUGAUGAUGCAAUCGAAUUCAAAACGCCUGCACAUGUUAGAGUGAACGAGGGAGAUUGGGCAACCUUCACAAUAAUACGCCAUGGACGCCACAACAAGGCUGUCACUGUGGACUACACAACCCGGAAUGGCUCAGCCACGUCAAGCGGUGGCGAUUAUGCGCCGGAGAAUCAGCAAAUCGUAUUCGCCAGCGGUGAAACUGAGAAAAGCAUCUCGGUGUAUAUCCGGGACGACAAUCAACCGGAAACUGACGAGAAUUUUACCAUCGUGCUGACGUCAUCAACUGGUGAUACCUCCAUAUAUGGUAAUACGGUUGCCGUGGUUACCAUAGCGGCAAAUGACGACCCUAAUGGUAUAUUUCAUUUUGAUAAGAAUUCUGAGCUGAAUAAAACUGCAAGCGAAGGGAAACCUGUAGCGUUUCGAGUUGUAAGAGAUCGUGGGAUAUAUGGAAUGGUCAGCGUACGUUGGCAGGUUUAUCAAGUGUAUUCCAACGGAUCGCAAUACGCUCUCACAUCCGGCGACUUUGGAGAAACGUCUGGUGCGCUGGUGUUCCAGAACCUUGAACGAGCCAAAAACCUUUCACUCGAUGUUUUGGCUGACGAUAUAGCAGAAUACGGAGAAAACUUCAAAAUUGUUCUGAAAAACACAACUGGAGGGUCUCCGGGCCCCGGCGGUAAGCUCUCGACCAGUUUGAAAAGCGCGUACAUUCAUAUUCCAACUAAUGACAAUCCGUAUGGUCUUUUUGCGUUCGCACCAAGCUCUCUGAACGCGACUGUAGCUGAAGAUACGAGACCUGGAUACGAGUAUGAAGCCACCGUCAAUUUGACGGUUGUGAGAAAACGCGGGAAAGACAGAGAUGUUGGGGUAUCCUGGUGUAUUUACAAAGCAGAAGUUGCGGACGACCUAAGUGAUAUUUGGGACCUUGUGUUUUUGAGCAAGAUUAAUGGAGCUGGUAUAGUGAAUGAGGGAGAGAAGAGACGAAAUACGGGAAGCAAUGCGUUGCAAUUCACUGCAGUCAACAGAUCAUACGCAGUCGUUGAAUCCUUGUCCCGCGUUCCUUCUAAAGAAUUUACAAUCAGUGCGUGGUUGAAACCAAAAUUUGGUCACAAAGGAACUAUUCUGGCCAAAGUGCUCUCUAACUCUGGAAAUGUGGCGUAUAGUCUCAAGAUUGAUACGAGAGGAAAUGUCACUUUAACAAUGGUGAUAUUUGUGACGGGAGACAAAACACUGACAGUUCCGAAGGAGAUUGGUCGAGGUAUACUUGAUGAUAAUUGGCAUAAUAUAAUGAUUGCUGUUGAUAGUCAAACUGGAAUAGCGUUUUACUACGAUGGCACACAUAUUGGAACGAACAGUUCUGUGAGGUUCAACACGAUUCUCGAUGAAGAAGGAGAUUUAUACCUUGGUGUUGCAAAACCCAACAACGAUCAUUUUGAAGGUCUUCUUCAGGAUGUUAAAAUCUUCACCAAAAACCUUCGAGAAAGCGAGGUGAAUACUAUCGCUAAUCCUGUUAAAGACGUUAUACCCAUCAAUGGUUACCUUUACUACCCAGAACACCUUGCGUCCCGUGUUGUUGCCUUAAAAUCUAUUGAUAAUGAGUUGACGGAACCAGAGAAGCCGUAUUCUGUCAUUCUGGUCAGCAGUCGUGGUGGAGCCGACAUUGAUGAACCGCGCAAUUCCAGAGCUAAACUAAUAGUGUUGAAGAGCGACAAUGCAAACGGAGUGUUUGCGUUCAGCUCUGCUCAAUCCUUGUCAAAAAUGGUGCCGGAAACUGCCGGAAAUGUCUCGUUUGUUAUCCAAAGAACUGUCGGAUUUGCUGGAGAGGUCACCGUUAACUGGAUGGUCUUUCAUCAAAAUGGUUCCAGAGCGUCUGAUGAUUUUGUGAAUGCGUCCAGUUCGUUGGUCUUUGAAAAUGAAGAAAAACAAAAGACUCUCACAGUCUUCGUGAUGAACGAUAAAAAAGCGGAAUUGUCCGAGCAUUUCCGACUGCGUUUGGUGUCCGCUCAGUCAAACGAUGGAACGAAAGAGAGUACAGCGAUAAGUGGAGCUAGUAUCAGUCCCGUGUUCUCGGUGGCAAAUAUCACCAUUGAGGAAAACGACUCUCCAUACGGCUUACUGCAGUUUGCCAGCGAGGCUCCCAGAAGUCGAAAUAUUUCGCCGUCGACCAAAGUAUUUACAAUGGAAGUCCGAGAAAGCGUUGGCAAGUUUAAAUUGUAUAUCGAAAGAGCGCAAGGGAUUGUGGGGGAUAUUGAAUGUUCAUGGCAGAUGAAGGCGUUAACCGCUGUGGAAAAUCAGGAUUAUGUUGAUGCCGCGGGUACGGUUUUCUUAAAGGCAGGGCAACUGAGCACGAAUAUUGAAAUUUCCAUUAUUGAUAAUGAUAAGCCUGAGUUAAACAAGACAUUCCGUGUGUGGCUCUAUGAUGCUAAAAAUGGAGCUGAGAUUGGACCAGGUGGAACAGCGAACAUUACUAUCAAACCAAGCGACGAUGCUUUUGGUGUAGUCAACUUCACGUCUCGUUCUCUUGCGAGAUCUGUGGAGGAAGGUGAGAGCAUUGACCUUGAACUUCACAGGUCAGGUGGUACAUUAGGAGAGAUUGUGAUUGGCUGGGCUGUCGAGAACGCUGGCGAUGACUUAAAGCCAACAACUGGACUGAAAAUCAUGAAGGCUGAUGAAAGAUUUGCGAAUAUUACGAUUGUUGCGUCAAAUGAUUUGCUUCCUGAACUGUCCAAAAGCUACGUUGUGCGCCUCGUUAACGUGACCAGAGGUCGCUUAGCGUCACGUGGUAUCGUAUCGAACGUAACCAUUCCCGCCAACGACGAUCCGUUUGGACUUUUUGAAUUUGAACCCAGUCUUGUAGCGGUUGAAGAAGCCAGCCGAAAUAUAACUGUGAAUAUAGUACGACGGCAAGGAACUAUGGGUACAACACGCGUGUUCUACACGAGCGUACCAACCAGUGUCGAAGUGAAUGACGUGAUGUAUGACAGAGCUGAGGAGGACAAAGAUUUUCGUCCGGUCAGCGGUUUUGUAGAUUUCCCACCCGAUGAAAUUGCAGGAAGCUUCGUAGUGACCAUACUAGAUGACGUCAUACCAGAAGAUAAUGAGACAAUUGUUGUCAAUUUGACAUCAGUCACGUUACUGGAAGGACAAGGUUUUCAAUCAGAUGGUUAUCCAAGAAUUGGUUCAGACCGACUGCUCAAGGUGGUGAUUCUGCGGAACGACAAUGCAAGUGGAAUCGUGCAUCUUUCAUCUUCGUUUGUUGCUGUGAAGGAGGGUAACAGAGGAGCGUUUCUGUACAUCACACGAAGUGGAGGGAUAUUUGGAAAGAUAACUGUUGACAUCGAGGUAACAUCAGUUGAUUCUGAUCCGUCUAAAGAUUACCUUAUAAACGCCAGCAAGGUCACACUAUUUGACGACCAGCGGACUGCUCCUGUACCAAUAUCUAUCAUAGAUGACGAAGAUCCUGAGCUUAAUGAGACGUUUAUUGUUCGUCUGACCUCCCAGGACGGGAAUGUGAUCAUUGGUCAACCCUCACAAUGUGUUGUCACUAUUCAAGAAAAUGAUUAUCCCUAUGGAUUGAUAGGAUUUAGUCCCUCGUCUUUAAGUUCUUUGGUAAAAGAACCAUCCAGCGGCAACGAAGUGGUCAAACUUCACGUAAUACGCGAAUAUGGAACCGUGGGUGUCGUACGGUUUGAAUGGACUGUCACGCUCUCAGGAAGACUGGCAACUAGCGACGUACAAAAGGCGCAGGGCAAUGAUAUUAUUCCGCCAGGCGUGAACAUGACAAGUGUUGAUAUCGUGGUUUCAGCUGAUAAUGUUCCAGAAGUGAAUGAGGUUCUGUUAGUCACCCUCAGUGUAACGAAGGGGAAAGCUCAACUUAAUUCUGCGCGAAGUCAAGCGAAUGUGACAAUCCAACUGAAUGAUGAUGCCUACGGUGUGAUAGAGUUCAGUUAUGAUAGCUACACCGUUAGAGAAGAGAAUCGUAAUAAAACAGCACGCAUCCCGAUUCUUCGAAAACGCGGCACAUAUGGAGACGUGAAACUUUACUACAGCACUUUGCAAGAACGUUCGCCGUCUUCCGCGAGUCCUAAUCAAGAUUACGUCCCGUUAGUCAACGCGAGCGUCACUAUCGCUGAUGGAUCCAAUUCUUCAUCGGUCGAUGUCGUCAUUAUUGGUGGCAUCACACCAGAGCUUAAUGAAUACUUUAUUAUUGACCUGGAGUAUGUGGAACUUGUAGGGAACGGAGUAUCAUCGCAGCCUCGUCUGGGCGCGAAGACGAGUGUUAAUGUCACAAUAGAGGAUGAUGAUUAUUUUUAUGGGUUGUUUAAAGUGUUUGGGGAGAGAAACCAAAGUCAUAUCGUUGUUAAUGAAACUGCGGGUUUGGGCGUGACCCUUUACAUUUGGAGACUUGGAGGUCACACAGGCGAUGUCUCUGUGAUGGUGAUAAUAUCUCCUGAAAGCACAGCUCGUGAGAAUCAGGACUUUAGAGGAAGUAGCGUAACUUUACCCUUCAAACCCGGUGACCGUAAGAAGUCUUUAACACUAAGUAUCGUAGACGACCAUCAGCCCGAACGCGAUGAGACUAUCAUCGUGAAAUUGGUCAACCCAACCGCUGGCUCAUCUGUUGCUCAAGACGUUGGAAACAAUGUUACGAUUACAAUUCAGGCAAAUGACGUAGUCGCAGGCUACGUCGGGUUUAAUAUGUCGUCCCAGGCUGUAAUUGUAAGGGAGGGUGAGAUGGUUAGUCUCGCUUUGGUCAGGACGUCACCAGCGGCAGGAAUUGUGACUGUUGAUUGGCUCAUUCAAGGAGAUAAUGUUACAAAAGAAUUCAAUGAAACCUCUGGAACAGCGCUUUUUAAAGAGGGUGAAAGAACUACUUACAUACGAACCCAAGUGUUGGCUGACAAUACUUCAGAAAUUGAAGAGCAGUUUCAAGUCAUUCUCCGAAAUCCAGUCACAUCUGGUAUUUCCAAGACUGGAGCAGCCGAAAUCAACCCUCGCAAGGGGACAGCAACGCUGACAGUUGCAGCGAGUAAUGAACCUCAUGGAGUGGUUGAGUUUCAGCAAAGUUCACGGCGUGCUGUUGUUAAAGAAAGCGGAAAUAUUGAAGAGCUGUCUGUUGCAAGAUUAUUUGGAAAUAUUGGAACAAUUCGUGUUAAUUUCACCGUCACAAAUAGCAGUUUACAUUCACUUUCCUCCGAUGAAAGACUAGCCACUCUAGGUGCAGACGUUGCGGUUAAUACUAACUCAAUUCUCAUCAACAACGGAGAUAGUAUCGGUGCUAUUCCUUUGACCAUCGUUAACGACACCCUGGCCGAGUUAGACGAGUAUUUCAUCGUGAAUAUAACCAGUGUUGAGCUGGUGAGAUCAUCAUCGCAGCCUGUCAAUAAUGAGACAUUUAGCCCACCUCGACUUGGUCAAUUCCUAACCUCGGAGGUCAAGAUUGGAAAGAACGAUGGACCGCAAGGAAUUCUGAUCUUCUCUCCAUCCAGAGUGAACGUGGAGGAGAACAUCGGUUCAUUUAACUUGACAGUAUUACGAACACAAGGCACAUUUGGUGAGAUCGAAGUGAAUUACUAUGUCAGAAGAAGAACUAUCGGUGAAAAUGAUUUUAGCCUCUAUGGCAAGCUUGAAGCGGGAGGCGAGGGAACUUUGAAGUUUCUUGUUGGACAACGAAGACAAAAUAUCACAAUCUUCAUCAAUGAUGAUACAAUACCAGAAGGAGAUGAACUCUUUGAAGUUCACUUGAAAAAAAAGACGAAUCAAGACUUUGAAUUAGGAAGAGACUCAAUUGCUUACGUCACUGUACUUGUAAACGAUGCUGGCAACGGGAUAUUUAGGUUCAGUCAGGGAUCUCUAGAUUUAACUGUUGAUGAGCCGGGUAGUCGUCAUGUUGGUACCACCCGGGCGAACUUUGUGGUAGAAAGAGACAACGGUACAAUAGGGGAUGUGGUCAUAGGAUGGUCCAUUGUAAACAUCACUGCGAGGGCGGAUUUCAAGGCUGUGAAUGGUUCCAUCCUGUUCAAAAAUAACCAGCAAAAGAACUCGUUUGACGUUGAAACUGUGGUGGACACCACACCAGAAAAAGAGGAACGCUUUUUGGUUGUUCUCUCUGUCAUCAGAGGUGGUGGAGAUCUGAAGUCGCCAAAUAAAGCGUGGUUGACUAUCAGUGAAAACGACGAGCCUUAUGGCGAACUAGGAUUCGCCGUAGCUCCACGAACACUAAAUAUCGAAGAGACGGUUGGUUAUGUCGGGAUUAAAGUCCUUCGACAUAAAGGAACAUACGGUACAAUCACCGUGGACUAUCAAAGUAUUUCGCAGUCGGCAGAUAGCUCCGAGGGUACGCUCAUGAAGUUCGGGGUGUUUCAAGGUUUCCGGACGAAAAUUGCUCGGAAAUGGUAUCCAUUCUCAGCUUAUGGUAAACAAUAUCUUUUACUUGGCGCGGGCAAUGGUUCUAGUCUUGUCCAUGGUAACGAUAACGCGUACCUCGGCUCGGGGCUGUAUUAUUGGCAAGGGUUGUACACACAUAUUACGAACAUCACUACCAAUAACCCAGUUCAAUUUGAAUCUUUCCAAAUCGACGGCCAACACUUCAUUGCUGUGGCCAACCAUGGCUCCGAGGACAACUAUGAAAUAAACUCAACAAUAUACAAGAUGUUUAGGAAUGGAACAGUUUCACAUCAUCAGAAUAUCUCAACAAAAGCUGCGUCGGAUGUGAAGUUCUUUAGACCGCUCGGAAGUCGUGAUUCGUAUCUUAUCUUUGCAAAUAUGAAGGAGAAUACUGGAAAUACAGAUGUACUGACUAAGGUGUACAAGUGGUCUAAUCAUCGUUUUGUUGAACACGGACGCGGGCUGACGUGUCGUGGGGCCUCGGGUCUAGCUCUCUUCACCGUGAAUAGUCGUGACUUCCUCGCUAUCUCCAGUCUCUUUGACAGCGUGAACGGUAAAUACCAGAGCAGAUCCGUCAUUUUUGAAUGGAAAAACGGUCAAUUCAAGUCUUUUAAGGAAAUCGACACGAACGGAGCCAAUGGAGUAGAAUACUUUCAGUUAGAUGAUGAACAUUAUUUGCUCUUUGUAAACUCACAUUCUUUCCCUGUUCUGUACAAGUGGAACGCUGGAGGAUUUGUCUUGCAAACAAAUGUACCAAUUACUGAUGCAAAGUCCGCGAGAAUGUUUUCAAUGGAUCAGGAAGCGUUCCUUGUGAGUACUUCAUCUGAGGGAAACUCCCAUCUUUGGAAAUGGAACAGUCGGGGAUCAAAUUUUCAUUUUUACACGAAUGUAACUGCAUAUGGUACCGAAGACGUCCAACCAAUCACAAUUCAAGAUUCUGUGAAUCAUAACAUCACGCUAUUGGCUGUUGCCAUGACAGCAACCAGCGAAUCACGUCUACUUCAACCUGCAAUGGUUUCCGCUCAAGCUGACUUCAUCCCAAGGAAAGGUCAACUCAUAUUCAAUAACGAGGACACGGAACUUAGUUUCUAUGUCACUAUUUUCAAUGAUUCCAUUUCUGAACCGGACGAGACUUUCCUCGUCACACUUAGCAACGCUACAGGCGGAGCUGUGAUUGGUCCAAAUGGUAACUUGGAGGUGAACAUCUUAUCCAAUGGAAAUCCUUAUGGUCGUAUUGAAUUCGCAAUGAAAUCUCGGAAUAUUGUCGUUGACGAGAAGCUACGUGAUUGGGUGUUAUAUUUGGAGGUGUUGAGACAACAGGGGAGUUAUGGCAGGGUUAUAGUAGCCUGGAACAAAACGGAUAAUGUUUCGGUUAGUGAUCUUCAUGGUGAAAAUGACGUGUAUCCAGCUUCGGGUACGAUCGUGUUUUUGGAGGGAGAGACAAAGAAGACGAUAAAUCUUACGAUUGUUGCCGAUGAUAUCCCGGAGGUUAACGAAGUUUUCAAAGUGAGUUUGACGUCUUUGGUAGAAGAUGGCUCAAAUCUUCCGCAACAAGGUGCAACAAUCAACUCUGCUCGAUCCACCUCGACUAUCAUUAUUCGAGCUAACGACGAGCCCCAUGGAAUUGUGGGAUGGCGGCGCACCAACGUUCUUGCGCAGGAAUCUGAAGCAACAAACAGCACAGUACAGCUGAUCAUCGAGAGACAGCUAGGGUCAAUUGGUGAUAUAAAGGUCUUGUAUAGUACACGUGAGGCGACCAGAAAUGCUUCAGCUAAUGAGAGACCUGCCGUCCCGAACCAAGAUUUUGUUCCUGUGUCCAGUGAGGUUAUUAUGGCAGACGGCGUUAACAUAACGAAUAUCUCAAUUCAUGUGAUACAUGACAAUAAUGCAGAGAUAAAUGAAAUAUUCUACGUCAACAUUACAGCAGUUCAACUCCUUGAAUCGUAUGCACACCCUCCUGAAAACUCUCCACGUAUCAACCCAUCCAGUCAAGUAGCCAAAGUCGUUAUCUCAGAGAACGACAAUACACGGGGGGAACUGAACUUCAAUAUCAGUCAUUUAGUAGAUCCUAGGACGGGGAUCAUCAAGAUUAAUGAGGACAUCGGGGUACUUCGGAUACCUUUUGUCCGUUCAGGGGGUACAUAUGGUACAGUUGGUUUUGAGUAUCGUCUUGUCCCUAAAGAUGUCAACGACAAUGACUACACGCCCACUAGAGGGAAAAUAGUGUUCCAGCCAAAUGAAACAUCCCGUGUUUUGGACAUUAACAUAACUGACGAUGAUACUGCGGAAGUUGCCGAGCUUUUCCGUUUGGAGAUGACGCAGCCGAUUGGGGGCGCGAAACUGGGCACAAAACGAGAAGUGACGGUUGAAAUACGAGCUAGUGAUCAACCACAUGGGGUGUUUGAAUUUUCAUCAGCGCAGACAGUGCUACUGGAGGAGGGUCGCGAGGCUCGCUUAAAGGUCGUGCGAUUACAAGGAAGCAUCGGUGAAGUCCGUGUUUUUUGGAAUGUCAGCAGUGGUGCUUUUCCUGAUAUAUAUCCAGCUAAUGGAACCCUCUCAUUCCAAGACAAUGUCACCAGCCAAGUUAUUCGGAUACGAGCCCGCGCGGAUGAUAUUCCUGAAGGCGACAAGAUGUACGUGUGUUACUUGGUGUCAGCUGAUAAUGACGGUGUCAUUGGCAGCGAGAGAAAGUUGGUGAUACGUAUUGAUGCCAAUGAUGAUGGUUAUGGACUAAUGGCAAUAAAUCCAGCCACGUCGCUGGUCUAUGUUGGUGAACCAGACUCAUCUUCUAGUAGUGGAAGUGUAGUCGUAAGUGUAAUUCGUAAAGCUGGUACGUUUGGAACAGUUCUAGUGGAUUGGGACCUAAUAUCUGAUGAUCACGCGUCAGGGCAGGCGGCCAGAACAUUUAACACAACAAAAGGGAUUAUCGUGUUUGAUGAUGGCGUUAGAAUGAAAAACAUAACACUUUAUGUUAAACAAGAUUCAGUCCCGGAAGAGACUGCAAACUACACCUUACGUUUGGUCGGAAUACUCAACGCUCGGAUUGACCAAUCAGCUUCGCAGGCGUCUGUUGUUGUUGUGUCUAGCGAUCAUCCUUACGGCAUUAUUGACUUCGAUAGCGCAUUGACGUAUAACGUCUCCGAGGACGUGGGCCACGUGAUCCUAAAAGUUAUUCGCAACAAAGGAAAUACCGGAAGACUGCUGGUCACGAUUAACGUGUCUCCAUCUGGUGCGACUGAAGAUGAUGAUUUUUCUUUGUCACCAAAAGUAUUAACCAUUGAAGACCAGAAAGAUACCGGUUCAAUUAAUGUGUCGAUACAUGCCGAAGAUUUGCCGGAAUUAUCCGAGUCAUUUUCGGUCAGUUUGGGAAAGAUUGAUCUCGUUACGUCACGAUAUAUUAACUACGGUUACAUGAAUGGCCUGCAAGUUGAUAUGCCGCCUGAAGUUGGCCCAAGGAAUAAGGUGGUGUUCACGAUCUUGAAGAACGAUGAUGCCAACGGAGUGGUAGAGUUCAGGCAAUCCAAGGUGGUCGUUCAUGAACAUGACAGGCGGGUUAUCGUGCAAAUCUUGCGAACAGAAGGUUCAUUUGGUUUAAUACGAGCACAAUAUACUGUUACCAACAUCACAGCAAAAUACGGAGAAGACUACCUUCUCUCUGAUGGCGACGUCGUCUUUAGCAAUGGUCAGAACACAGCGAACUUGAGCAUCACAUUGUUUGACGACAAACUUCCCGAAGACAGGGAGUCGUUCCGUCUUGAUCUCACUUCUGUUAGUGGCGGUGCGAGACUGGGAGACCGAAGAAGGCUGGAAAUAGUCCUGGAGACGAGCGAUAAUCCGGAUGGAUUGUUUGGUUUUCAAAACAAGACUCGACUUGUGUUCGCAAAUCCAACUAAGAUACUCGACCUAAAGCUGGGCGUUGCCCGAAUAGACGGGGCGAGAAGUUUUGUGCGGGUCAGUAUUCGCGUGUUCAAGAUAUUUCCAAGUCCAGGUGUGAUCACAGAAGAUAUUGAACUUCAAACAAGUGAACUAACUUUUCAAACUGGAGAGUUUGGACCAAAAAUGUGCGAGAUAUGGGUUUUGCCUUUCGUAAGGGAACGGGAAGUUGAAGAGCAUUUCCAAGUGUCAAUAAUAGGCGUUUCAGGAAACGCUUCCAUUGAUAGUCUCUCACAAAAUAUCACUUUGGUUAUUCUUAAGCGUGGGAUGCCAAAUGGACUGUUUGGAUUUAGCCGUACAAGUGCAACACAGACCGUCAGUGAAGAUUCUUCUGAUCCUGUGGUGCUAACUGUGGAUAGAAAAGAGGGACGUGAAGGGACAGUCGAGUUGAAAUGGGCAAUUUCUGACUCAGAUGGGGCAGAUUUUGUAAACAGCAAAGGGACGCUAACGUUUCUUGCUAACGAACAACGGAAGCAGAUCUCGUUGAAGGUUAAGAACGACAAUAUUCCGGAAUUGAGUGAGAAAUUCACCGUGACACUUCUCUCCGCCAAUGGCGGCGGAGAUAUUGAUCCUAGUUCUAGCAACGCUACUGUUGUGAUAAGAGCGAGCGAUAAUCCUCACGGAAUAUUCCGCAUUGGUUCAAAAACUCAACGUAUCACAGUUGAAAAUGAUCUUAGCCGUGUACUUAGCUUCACAAUCCAACGGAGCGAAGGAAGAUUUGGUGAUGUUCGUGUAAAUUAUCAACUUGUCUAUUCCCGAAACUAUCCAGGAUCUUUGAACGGAUUCCUCGUCAUACGAGAUGGGAAAAACGAGAAAACAGAGUCAGUCGUUUUGAACGAGAACACGUUUUUGUAUUCCUCGUCACACUUUACUUUGACUCUAUCAGGAGUAAUGUUUCAAGGUGAUGGCGUGUCAGAUAUUCUUCCGAAAUUGAAUCCGUCAGCUUCAACUGAGGAUAUCAAUGUCCCAGAGCUUGCUGCAAACUCUCUGGUGAAGUUUAAGGAUGGCUACAAGGCCCUUACAGUAAAUCAAGAUAACCAAGUUCCCCGUGUCAUAGUCACACGUGAUGGUCUCUAUGGCAACACCACAGUGUCAAUAGCAAGUGGCUAUCCUCCGGAUCAGUAUUCCGGUUUUACGAAAGGAAAAGUACAAACGUCAUUGUCGAAUUUGACAUUCCAAAGGAACGUGAGAGAAAUGGAAUUUAGUAUCAAAGUCACUCCAGUGCUUGUACCUCGUCAAAAGAUGGUGUAUGCUGUAUAUCUGUCUGGAAUAAAGACGCCCCCAAAUGUUCAUGGGGGAGCAAAGAUUGACGAGUCUGCGCAGACUAGUGUUAUUGAACCGGGGGGUGUGUUUGUUGUCUCUACUGAAACCCAAAACAUUAUUGUCAAAGAGAACGAAACAGCUGUUUUGACUGUCUACCGGCUCUUCAGUACUCUGGGGACCAUUCAGGUCGCGUACAAGACACAACCCACCUCCAAAGCUAAACCAAACCAAGAUUACCUCGACACUUCAUCUACGCUAACUAUGAUGGACGGUGAAUAUCGCAAAGACAUUAAGAUUGGCAUCACAAAUGAUAAUUUACCAGAGCUUGAUGAAAUAUUUAGUGUACAACUGACAAGUGUUACUGGAGGGAAUGCACGUUUGGGAUCUAACAGAACUUCAACAAUCACAAUUCAAGACGAUGAUAGCCCUCACGGUGUCCUCUCUUUCCACUAUCACUCCAUCACAGUUCAAGAAAACAUCAGCGUUGUUGAUGUCACUGUUUCUCGCACCGGAGGUACAUUUGGGGACGUGGGUGUAUUAGUAAGAAGUAUUGGUGGAGGAGAGUCGUGGACGUCAGGUGCAAGAGAGGAUAUACGUAAACUUCUUGAUACACGAGAACGUUCAAAAAUUGCUGUAAUCGGCGACGACUAUUACAGUUUGAGUGACAGGCUUCUGUUUAAAAAUGAUGCCUCUGCGCCUUCAGGUGGUCAGAAUAUGUCAGUAAAACUGCGUAUUAAGAACGAUGAUAUUCCUGAAGUCGAGGAAGAAAUCUUUCUGUUCUUGUCAGAGCCAACUGGAGGAGCCAUCCUCGCAAAUCCUUCCACUGGAGGACAGAGUUGGGCCGUAGUUAAGAUUGCUGGGAAUGAUCUUCUGAAUGGAAAAAUCUACUUUGAGGCAAGCUCGCUUACGCUGGAUGAAGACAACAGUCCUGCAGGGGAAAUCAAAGUGAUGCGUACUCAUAAUUUGGGAACGGCUAAUGUGCUAUGGCAAACGUUUAAUACCAAGGAGGAUCUUGAAGAAACUUCAGGGAAGAUAACGUUUGCUCCAGGUCAAUCAACUGCGCUACUCCGUUUGAAAUUAAAAGAAGACAACGAUCCUGAACUUCCAAGUAAUUUUACCGUGAAACUGAUGUCUCUUGUCGACACGCCUGAAGGUGUUCUUGAUUUAACUGCAAAUGUUGUUACGGUAAUGGUGGCAGCCAGUGAUGAUCCUGCAGGAGUAAUUGGAUUUGACCAGGACUCGAGAAAUACUGCUGUUGAUGUUUCCACCAAUUCCGUGAAGCUUGACGUCACGAGAACACAGGGUACCUAUGGACGGAUCACUUUAUCUUAUAAAACAACAAUGUUAGCCGAAAAGCAUACUGAUAACGACCUCGUUAUCAACCGUGCAAUAGAGAGCAAGGAUUACAUUAAAACACAAGGAAUGUUGGUCUUUGAGCCGGGAAAGCGAAAGGCAGACAAAGAGAUUGUUAUCGAGCUAACUCCUAACUCAGCUUCGGACACGUCGUAUCCCAAAGCUUUCAAUGUGACGCUUUUUAAUCUCAGCACUGACGCGAGAUUGCACGAAAAAUAUUCAAAAACGAUGGUGAUCAUUUCCAACGCCGCACGGACAACACAGUUUUUGAAGCUCAGAUCUGAUUCUCUCAAAACUCCUUUGUCCAAUGAGGAUAUGACGAGGAUUCUGCAGUCGCUAUAUUCGACAUUAAACCAGGACACGUUGCAAGCAAGCCAUGUUACGAUCACAGCUAAUGCUCUAAACACAAUCCUGAAUGAUCUUGGGGAAAGAGCAAACGAGAAAGACAGAAUAUUGACAAGCGAAUUGAGUGAUCUUUUCAUGAAUGUUUUUGAUAUGUUAUUGAAUCCAGAGCGAGCGGAUUUCAAGGGAAAGUCGCAGUUUACAGAACCGUUUGUUAAAUAUGCAUUUGCUUUGCUUAACGGUGAAGCCUGUCCAGGGUCACUUGUUGUUAAAAAGAAGGGAAAAUAUGCAACAGUGGAAGGAAGAAGACGUUAUGAAAAGGAUAUUAAUAAACUAAAAAUAAAGUCAAGCUCUUCCAAAAACUACUUCACAUAUCCCUCGAAUAUCUACCAGCAAACGACAAACUCUGCUGGGAAGUCAGAGAAAUGUGCUGAUGUUCAUUUCAUCGAGUACCACACUACCCAUUGGUUUAAUAAAGAUGAUAAUGAGAACAUCCUGAAUAACCAAGUCUUGUCAACGUCUGUCAGGAAUUCAUCAGACACCAACCCUGGUCAAGCUUCAUCGUAUUAUAGAAUAUACACUGAGGACCGACGAGUCACGCCAAAAGGUGCCGAGUGUUUAAAAUGGCACAAAAAUGCUUGGGACAAUAGCAUCUGCUCUGUGAAGGACGAAACCGAAGAUUACGUUGAAUGUGAAUGCAAACAUUUCUCAAACUUUGCUGUUCGUGCUGAAAGCGACGACCGCGUUGGUUAUGAAUUUUACUUUUUCAUCGCAGCAUUUAUUUGCAUGAUUUCAUUUUUCCUUGUAAUCGUGUCUCAUCACAUGUGUUCACUGGAAAACACCUUCUCUGCCAAACUUCUUAUGCACAUGUUCUUUGCUGGUUUUGCCUUACACCUCUUGGUUGUGGUUGCUGCGUAUAUCAGUCCAGACUUGACUGACAAACCCGAGGAAUGUACAACGUUAGGAAUCCUCAUUCAUUACUUCCUUUUGGCACAUUUCUGUUGGAUAUUUGUCCAGUGCUGUAACCUUUGGAGGAUUCUUGUGUUGAACGACGAACAUACGAAUCGCAAGUUCAUCCUCUAUUUCAUGCUUGGAUGGGGUAUUCCUGUGCUUUGCAUUGCAAUGUAUGUCAUUAUAACUCACGCUCUUUAUGACUGGGGUAUCACAGAGAUUUACGCAGAUGUUCACAAUAAUGGUGAUAUGUGUUUCAUUCCUAAUAUUUACGGCGUUCUCGCAAGUGUCUUGGGACCAGUUCUUCUUUUCCUGCUUGCUGUCGGUGUCUUGACGACACAAGCCUAUCAAGUUACGAUACAAUGGAAGCUCUACGAUGAUAUCUUCAGAGGACAUCAUAACGUCAAAGAGGUCUUGCAUCUUUGGAUUGUUUUCUUCGGAAUAACAAUGACUUGGCUAUUCGGUGGUUUGCAUUUGGCUUUUGGGAAGCUAUGGCUUGCCAUUCUCUUUUCAAUCUUUGAUCUUGUUACUGGAUUGUAUGUCUUCAUGGUCUACUUUGUUCUGCGUAAUCAAUGUCGCAAGAAAUAUCGUGAUGAGUCCUAUCUUUUACACGCAAGUUCACCAUCGCUUCAUAAUCCAUCACCGACUGACUAUCUUGCGGAAAGACCGGUGAUGUAUGACGCGCAAAGCAUGAACAGUGUGCCGAAAUCGGAGCUUCGGCUAUCACCGCCUGAUGGAAACGAAUGGGAAGAUUACGAAUACGAGGGUACAACCCCCAAAAGCAGUCGUAGAGGAUAUAAUGACGCCCCCCUGGCAGAGAUUAACCCGCUCUAUGACGCCUGGAAUGGUGAGAAACUCGGUGGGGAAAGCAACGAAGACAUCAUCGAAAAAGAAGAAGAGGAACUAUCUGAAGAUCUCAAUGAGUUGGUACGCGCCCUGAAGACUGGAGAGACUCUUCCAGACGAGCAUGAUGGGAAAGAUAUAGUCGAAUUAUCAAAGCAGGACCAAAUGAAGACAGAUAAGUUGGAGUUACGUCGGGUAUCCAUUGCUGAUACGCAUGUCUAGUAAAAUGUUGUAGUAAAAUUUGGAAAUAGUUCUAAGAAAGAGUUAAGAGGUUCACAAGUGUCACUUGCCAGGCACAAUUUAAAGCAGUUGUCGAGUGAUUCUUGCGAAGAAGUAUUUUUAAAACGAUGUAAAAACUUUUUGUAAAAUAAAGUAAAAUUAGG
Dendronephthya gigantea is the source of this 18580-nucleotide messenger RNA. RefSeq names its product adhesion G-protein coupled receptor V1-like. Gene Ontology annotation, cellular component: membrane. Gene Ontology annotation, molecular function: G protein-coupled receptor activity. Bases 240 to 18419 code for a protein of 6059 amino acids. The transcript is spliced from 71 exons. Gene Ontology annotation, biological process: negative regulation of adenylate cyclase activity; cell surface receptor signaling pathway; G protein-coupled receptor signaling pathway. Lineage: Eukaryota; Metazoa; Cnidaria; Anthozoa; Malacalcyonacea; Nephtheidae. The record is from RefSeq and is a predicted model, not a curated record.